Molecule: messenger RNA, 1320 nt
Organism: Oppia nitens
Lineage: Eukaryota; Metazoa; Arthropoda; Arachnida; Sarcoptiformes; Oppiidae
Product: sodium-dependent glucose transporter 1A-like
Exons: 6
Coding region: 1-1320 (439 amino acids)
Biological process (GO): transmembrane transport
Source: RefSeq, a predicted model, not a curated record
AUGUCAAACGAUAAAAGUGAUGAUGGUCAAAUUAGUAAAAUUAUAAGACAAUGGGAUAAAUAUGUUUAUACCAUUCUUUUUCUUUACAAUUACUUAAAUUUUGGUAUUAUAACAUGUAUAUUUGCACCGACAAUGCUUGAUAUGAGAUACCUGUUUAAUACAUCGGUUGCAUAUAUAUCAUAUGUAAAUACAUUUGCAAAUUUAGGAUAUUUGAUGGGAUCUUUAGUUGGCUUUCUUUUUAAAUACGUUAACAGACAACUUGUGCUAAUUAUAAUGACAGCACUUUACGGUAUUUUUACGGCUGUUAUGCCGUUUUGUCCAAAUAUAUACUUAUUAUGGUUGGCCCGGUUUAUMAACGAGUUUGGAUGCGGUGCUUGGGAUAGUAGUGUUUCGGUUUGGAUUAUUGAAUUGUGGGGUAAAAAGGCCUCACCGGCAUUACAUUUGAUGCAAAUGAUGUAUGGAUUGGGAUCUAUUUUAGCGCCGAUAAUGACWAAACCAUUUUUGAAAGGAAAAAUCGGUAGCAGUGGUGAAGACGAUCAAAUUAACUUUACAAUUGAUAGAAAAUCUGACCUACAGGUGCCCUAUUUGAUUGUUGGAGUAACCAGUCUUAUUGGCACAAUUAUAAUGAUAAUAAUGUUUAUAUUCAAGAGAUAUAUCCCACCAAAAGAAACUAAGGAAGAAGAGACACAACAAGUGACUGWCAAUGAAAUACAAAUAAAUAGUGAUUUAUCGCAACCAUCGCGAAGAAUACGAUAUCUAUUGAUAGGGUUAAUGGCUUUGAGUCUUAACACAUACUCAGGUCUUGAGUUAAUGUAUUUCUUCUACAGUUCCGCUUAUUUUACUUUUCUACCAAUUCAUCUGUCGGUUCAAAAAACUACAGAUAUUUUGACUGUAAUGACCGCUGCCUUUACUUUUGGACGAUUAGUGUCUGCAUAUAUUGCACUCAAAUUGAAGCCACAUAUUAUGCUUUGCUAUCACUUUAUUAUUGUUAUUAUUUCAUUACUUAUUCUUCAGUUCAUACAGUCAUCAGAACUGGUUAUUUGGAUUAUAAAUGUUAUAAUUGGAUUUGGUUUUAGUGGCAUUUGGUGUUCAUUUAUAACUUUUGCUGAAAAUCACAUCAAACUGACCAACAAUGUGACCGCAAUAUUUGCAUUUAUUUCGGGUUUGUGUCCAAUGGUAUCACCAUUUAUUGUGGGAAACUUAAUUGAAAAUCAUCCGCAAGUCUUUUUAUAUAUGGAUUUUGGAUAUUUUGCAUUAACAUUAAUUUUAUUAAUUUUAAUGUUAUUUGUGGUACAAAAAUAUUAUUAUAAAUCAUUGUAA